AUGGUCGCCAACAUGAGUCUCCAAUACAGACAGAUGACGAUGUUCGCGCCCACAAACGAAGCUUUCCAGAGGUACAACGGUGAAAUGGACGACAACUUAGUUCUGUACCACAUAUCCAAUCUUGCUACGACGCUAUCUAACCUAGACAAUACCAUAUCAUCCGAAUUGGAUGGGAAUCCGCCCUUGUGGGUAACACGACGACGCGAUACAAUGCACGAUGACGUAUACGUCAAUAAUGCUAAGGUUUACAUAACAAGAUCCUAUCAAGCCGUUAACGGAAACGGAAAACUUCAGGUUUUGCACGUGAUAGAUCAAGUUCUACAGCCUCUGCAGCCGCACGGUCCAAUAUCGACCAGCACUCCUGUCUACAAUCCAAAUGCAUAUCAGUUCUUGGAACAUUCCGAUGUAUUUAAUAUUGGACAACAUAGAUUGAGGUCUUUCCGGCAAAAAGUAAAUCAACUUCAGAAGAAAGAAGUUUUCAACGCUGACGGGAGACAUACAUUUUUUAUUCCCGUAGAUGAGGGAUUCAAGCCAACAGCUAGGUCGGACUUUAUUGACGAGAAAGUGAUAGAUGGGCAUGUUAUUCCUCAUCAUGUUUUAUUUACGAAAGCGACGCCUGAUGGUCAGGAAUUCGAAAGCAUGGCUUUCAGUGAUAACGUAAAAGUCAUCAUUUCCUUCAGCAUUUCUGUAAAUGGACAAGAAGAAAUUACUUAUGUAAAGUCUAAUACGGUCGCCGGAGAUGCAAAACACAGUCGAGGCGUGGUGCUCGCUGAUAUUGUGAGAGCGAAUAUACCUGUGAAGAACGGCGUCGUACAUCUUAUACAGAGGCCCCUAAUGGUGGUGGAUACAUCUGUGAUUGAUUUCUUGAAGGCAAUGAAGGAAAAGGAAGACGGCCCUCUCUGCAAGUUCUACGAGGUGAUAUUAGACUUGGGGGAGCAUAAUCAGUUCCUCAAUGAACUAACUUUGGCAAAGGAUAUUACUUUGUUUGCUCCUUCUAAUGAAGCCUGGAAUGAAAAUAGUGUUCAAAAUAUUAUCAGAAAUCAUCAGAGGCUUAGAGAAAUAUUAAAUUUGCAUUUAGUUAGAGAGAGGCUGCCACUAGACGCGAUAAUUCACAAUAACAUGAACCAGCUUCCUGGAUCAAUAUAUCAAGCACCGACGGCUGCCCCGCGCAAAUAUCUGUACUUCAACGUACUGAAUAGCAAUUCCAAUCAGACACUAACGGUCGAAGGCGGCGGUGUGAACGCAACAGUCACGCAACCGAACAUAGCAGCAACUAAUGGAUUCGUACACAUAAUCGACCGAGUGCUCGGCGUUCCGUACACGACUGUGUUCGAGAAGCUAAAGACAGAUCCGAUGCUUAACAUAACAUACAAUCUCGGGAAGCGGCAAAUGUUCAAUCAUCAACUGAGCGAUAUGGAGCACAGGUACACGUACUUUGUGCCGAGGGACCACGCAUGGCUUAAAUUCCAAAUCAGGCAUCCGUCUGCGUAUAAAGCACUCUUUAGGGAAGACUACGGUUAUUAUACGAAACAAAUCUUAGAGCGUCACGUCAUCCGAGCAGGGAGAGCUUACACCGUAUCGGACUUGAAGCUGCUAGCGAAUGAGACACAUCCCAUUAUUUUACCAACCACCAGAGAUCCCCUAAAGCUGCGCGUAAAGGAGUCGGACAAAAAUUACUACGUUGAAUGGAAUGGUCACUGGAUACACGUGUUCAGGCCAGAUGUCGAAUGCACCAAUGGAAUCAUCCACGUGAUAGACGAGCCCUUCGUGUUGGAAAGCGACAUACGGGCUACGGGCAGUGCGGACAAAAAUCGCAUAGCAAAUACAUAUUUCUUGCUUUUACUCUCCUAUGCUUUCGUCAGGAUUUUGAGAAAU
This is a messenger RNA of Iphiclides podalirius (scarce swallowtail), 1875 nucleotides long. The record is from the annotation of a GenBank genome assembly. Lineage: Eukaryota; Metazoa; Arthropoda; Insecta; Lepidoptera; Papilionidae.